AUGCCUUUCUUCGGAGGCGGCCGUCGCGAACCUUCACCCGAACCCGUCCGCGAACCGACCCCACCACCCCCGGAACCCCGCCGCCACGGCCUCUUCGGCUCCCGCCGCGACCCCUCUCCGGAGCCCAUUCACCACCAGCCCGUCGCCGAGCCCGCCUCUCGCAAGCACAGCAUCUUCAGCUCCCGCCGCGACCCUUCCCCCACGCCCACGACCCGCACAUCCGCAACCUCCCGCUCGUCCCUGUCGUCGACGACCUACCACACCUCUCCCGACGGCCACCACAACGGCAUCGGGGGGGGAGGCGGUGUGUUCCGCCGCUCCACGGACGCGUCGUCCGGCCGUCGCGGCAUCCUCCACAAAUUCGGCGGCGCCGGCAGCGCCGUGGAGAUGGAUCCUAGUAUCGUCCAAGCCCGCGAGCGCGUCUUGGGCGCUGAGGCCGCCGAGAAGGAGGCUGACCGUGCCUUGCUCGCCGCCCGCGAGAGCGUUGCUGCCGCGAGAGCCGAGGUACGUAGGCUCGAGGAGGAGGCCAAGGAGGAGGCCAGGCGGGCCAAGAUCAAGCAAUACCAUGCCCGCGAGGUUUCCAAGCGUGGCAAGGCCCUGGGACGUCACGGCGACUAA
Messenger RNA from Colletotrichum graminicola M1.001, 618 nucleotides. RefSeq lists its product as uncharacterized. The record is from RefSeq and is a predicted model, not a curated record. Lineage: Eukaryota; Fungi; Ascomycota; Sordariomycetes; Glomerellales; Glomerellaceae. The transcript is spliced from 2 exons. The coding region runs from base 1 to 618 and encodes 205 amino acids.